Messenger RNA from Nanorana parkeri, 1129 nucleotides. It is a transcript of the gene LRRC23, whose product is annotated as leucine rich repeat containing 23. The record is from RefSeq and is a predicted model, not a curated record. NCBI's taxonomy places the organism in Eukaryota, Metazoa, Chordata, Amphibia, Anura, Dicroglossidae. Bases 1 to 1119 code for a protein of 372 amino acids. Gene Ontology annotation, molecular function: protein binding. The transcript has 6 exons.
AUGUCUGAUGCCGAAGAAGACACGUUGGACGAGGAAGAGCAGGAUGCUCAGGAACCUGUAGAAGACGCUAGUGAAGAUGAUGAGGCUGGAGAGAAGGAGGAUAAGGGAGAAGAGAAGGCUGAGGGAGAAGAUAAGGAUAAGGAAGAAGAGAAGGCAGAAGGAGAGAAGGAUAAGGGAGAAGAGAAGGAAGAAGAAGAAGGAGAGGAGAAGGAGGAGCCAGAAAAAGAAGAGCCUCCUCCCCACGUGCCGCUAACUGAAGAAAUGCUGAAGAAAGGAUUGUCUCUUCUGUGUAAGACAGGAAACGGUCUUGCUCAUGCAUUCGUUAAACUGGAAGUUAAAGAUAAAGAGAUCACGGACAUCUCAAUCCUGCAAUCGUUCAUACAUUUACGUUAUGUGGAUCUGUCCCAGAAUGCUCUGCAGGAUCUCAAUGCUUUGGGUGCCCUCACUCAUCUCCUGAGCCUAUGUGUAGAUCAGAAUCAGCUGUCUAGUGCCAACGGGCUGGGGGAACUACCCUACCUGCAAAAAGCCAGCCUGGCCUCCAACAACAUACAGAACCUGCAGGGGCUUGGCCACCCAAGGCUGGAGUCUCUCAACCUCAUAGGAAAUAAACUGCGUACAUUGGAGAGUCUCAACUGCAUUAAGCUUUACAGUCUGCACGCUCUGGAACUACGAGCCAAUCAGCUGGAGAGCACAGCCGGGCUUUACCUGCCUAACCUGCGUAACUUAUACUUGGCACAGAAUAACCUAAAGACGCUGGAAGGAUUGGAGCACCUCGUAAGUCUCACCAGCCUUCACCUAAGAGACAACCAGCUGGAGAACCUGGACGGCUUCUCUGAGAAGAUGGAGGCUCUUCAAUACCUGAACCUCCGAGGUAAUCUGGUGUCCAAGUUACAGGAAGUGGAGAAGUUAAAAGUUCUGCCCAUGCUACGAGCGUUGGUGCUGAGGGAGAACCCCGUGGAAGAGGAAGACGGUUACCGCCUGGAAUCGCUGAUCGCUCUGCCAAACCUGGAGAGACUCGAUAAAGAUUUAUUUGAGGAAGAAGAGAGGACAGAAGCUGCAGAGACCAGGAAAGCCCGGCUGGAGGAAGGACUGAAUACAGAACAGGGAGGCGGCGGAUAGGAUUGGGGUG